UAUAGAAAACUGCGUUUAUAAGAUUUAAAUAUAUUAAGAAAUAUAGAAAGAUAACUUUGAACUAGAUCUGUUCCUGGGGUGCGUUCGAAUAUGAAAAGUUAGAGUAGAGUACGUUUAGUUAGAGUAGAGUAGGGUUAGAGUAGAGUAGAGUAGAGUUUACCAGCAGUACUCUAAACCAUAUUACUCCGAAUAACCGAACGAUAUAUUGUUAUCAAUUUUUUCGUACAGAUAAAUGAUAAGCCAUAUCAUAUUCAUUUUUAAAAUAAGAAAAUCAAUUUUAAUUUUAAUUUAGUCGUAAAAAUAUAUACUAAACUACUACGUCCUGUCCUAUUGUUUAUCGACCAGUUAUUAAUUAUUAUACAAAACAAUCAAUUAGGUAUUUCAAGAUGAGCCACGAGAAAACAGAACUAUUUGUUAUGUUAGAUUCAAUGGGGAAAGCAUUGAACAAUGAACUAAGAAGAAAAAUCGUUCUUAUUGACAUUGAUAGUUCAGAUGAUGAAUUUGAUUGUGAAUUUAUCAAUCGAUUACGGGGUAAUAGAAAAAAACCAUUUAGAGUGCAAGAUUUUCUCUCUCAGACAAUUCCAAAUUUUACAAAUAAACAAUUUCAACAGCACUUUAGAUUAUCACCAACCUCGUUUGAAAGGUGUUUACAAAUUUGUGCUCCCCUUCUACAGAAAACUAGUGUAGAAGGACGUAAAGGUUCGGACGAGAGGCUUCAACUAUUGUCAGUUAUUUGGUUACUGGCUACACCAGAUAGUUUUCGAUCAGUUUCUGACAGAUUUGAUAUUGGUAAAAGUUCCCUGCAUGAUAAUUUUGUCCGUGUAACUACUGUUUUACAUAGAUUAUCCCCAACAGUUAUUAAUUGGCCCACAGUUGAACAAAUGCAUCAAAUUCAACUUAAUUUUGGUAAGAUGUCGAAGACUUGUCUGAACAAUAUAAUAGGUGUUAUUGAUGGAUCUUAUAUUCCAAUACCUGCACCUAAGAAGUCAGCUAAUUCUUAUCUCACAAGAAAAUGUUUUCAUGCAAUAACAUUGCAAGCAGUAUGUGAUGAUAAAUUGAGAAUCAUUGAUGCAUUUGCUGGUUAUCCUGGAUCUGUAGGUGAUAGAAGAAUAUUCACAAACUCUUUAAUUUAUGAACGAAUUUUGCAAAACAAAAAUAGAUAUGCUCCAGGUCAAUAUUUCAUUGCUGCAGAUAAGGCAUAUCCAAUACUCGAAUGGUGCAUUCCACCAUAUAUUGAUCGAGGUAACCUUUCUGAACAAGAAAAGUUUUUUAAUGUUUCAUUGUCACGUGCUAGGCAGUCCAUUGAAAGAUGCUUUGCACUGUUAAAAGGUCGUUUUAGACGUUUGAAGUAUUUAGAUAUGAAAAAAGUAGAACUGGUUCCACAAACUAUAAUUGCUUGUUGUGUGUUGCAUAAUAUUUGUUUGCAAUUUGAUGAUAAUCAAUGGAUGAAUAAUUUGAUUUCCGAACAACAACCUAAUAUUGGUGACGAUAUUACUACUGAUCAAUUAACUUGUUACAUAGAAAAUACGCAGUCUGGCUGCAUGAAAAGAGACCAAAUUAUGGUUUCUUUAACUUAAUAUAUUUAUUUAUUUGUUUUGAUUUGGUAUUUGAGCUUUGGCAAUUAUAACUAUCCUAAAAUAUUGCCUAUCAAUAACAAUAACGUUA
Messenger RNA from Myzus persicae (green peach aphid), 1665 nucleotides. Its product is annotated as putative nuclease HARBI1. The record is from RefSeq and is a predicted model, not a curated record. Bases 387 to 1577 code for a protein of 396 amino acids. The transcript is spliced from 5 exons. Lineage: Eukaryota; Metazoa; Arthropoda; Insecta; Hemiptera; Aphididae.